AUGACACAUGUUUUAUCUAAAUCAAUAGUAACAGAAGAUUUGAAACCCAAGAACAUAGAUGUAGCCUCAUGUCAGAAUUCCCGACAGGGGUUGUUCUCAAUCGAAGAAUUUCAUUACUUGAAUGUUCCUCACAUUGGAUUCUCGGUAGUUUACGACGACUUUGAGUGUAUUUUCAAAUGCCUCUACCAUCCAUUAUGCAUUUCUGUGAACUUGGCUACCGAAGGAAAACUGUGGUGUGAAUUAUCACCGUCCGAUAAGUACAGCGAUCCCAAGGAGUACAAGCAAAACCGGAAUUACAAUCAUUAUUUCAUUAAGUCGUCUUAUCGUUUCUUGUCAUUUCAAAACGGAGGAGUUUGCGUUCAAUCGAUGCACUCAGUGUAUGCCUUUGAAUUUUUCUGUGAUCAAGCGGGAGAAUAUGGUGAAAAAGACCCAGGAGAAUGCCGUUAUUUGGUAUUCAAGCCUGCCAAAGCAUUUGAUGGUCAACGCUUAAAACGACACGUGAUUCGAGUUGAUCACGUCAAGGAGAAGGAAUUUUGUGGGAUACUUUGUUAUAUGGAGCCAGAUUGUGUCAGUUACAAUCUUGGAAAACAAGCAAGAGCAGAUGAUGAGAAGUAUACAUGUGAACUGAAUGACGUUACCCACGAGGGAAACAAAGACGACUUAGUCAAGGAUCAAAGUUACAUCUAUGGUGGAGCAGAGAGUGCUUGCCUCACAAAUCCUUGCAAGAACGACGCCAAAUGUCAAAGCGGUUUUACUGAUAAGGGCUACCGCUGUAUGUGUUCAGUUGGAUACAAAGGUUUGACUUGCGACGAAGAUAUUGAUGAAUGUGCCGCGGGAAAGCACAUCUGCAGUCCUGAUGCCGUGUGCAGCAACGUGAAGGGAUCGUACAAAUGUGAAUGUGAACCUGGAUAUUCUGGCGACGGAUGGACUUGCGAAGAUAUCAACGAGUGUGCUACAGGAACAAAUGACUGCAGUGCCGAUGCUGUGUGCAACAAUAUCAAGGGAUCGUUUAACUGUGCAUGUAAACCUGGAUAUUUGGGAGAUGGAAGAAAUUGCAUAGAUAAAAUUUCAAGCUGCAAUGAAGCGUUUGACAGCCAAAUACUAAGCGUGAAUGACGUCGUUACUCUCCACUUUGACUUGAUGCCAGCUUUCGUUUUCUGUCACGUGGGAGAAUUUGGAUGUGGAAGUGGAGCAUGGACCCCUGUUAUGAAGAUUAAUGGCAACAAGCGAACUUUUCAUUAUGAUUCUGAUCUUUGGAGCAACAAGGUGGAUUAUAAUCUUGCUGGAGGAGAGACUGGGUUUGACCAUACGGAGACCAAGUUACCGAGUUAUUGGCACACAUCCUUCUCCAAGAUCUGUCUCGGUAUGGAGAUCAACCAUCAACUCAGGUUCAUUGUCAUCAACAUGCAAGCGGAUUCCUUGUACUCACUGAUCGCUGAUGGGCAAUAUCGCAACACCUCAUUAGGUCGUGACAUGUGGAAGUCACUGAUUGGUUCACAGGGCUCCUUACAGCGUCACUGUAAUAAAGAAGGGUUCAAUCUUGAGCCGGUGACUAAUUACUGGAAGAACAAAGCUUGUAAAGCAAGAAUCGGUAUUUUUGGCAACAACCAUAUGAAUUGCGAAGAUGUUGAUUCUAGAAUUGGGUUUGGAACAGGAGGUCCAAAGGAUGACAACAAUACGUGUGGAAUUGAUGCUACGGGGCAUACACUCGACAAUGGCGAGAGACGCAUCAAAGCCAUGGGAUAUAUCUUGGUACAGUGACGAGAAAAAAAGAGUACAAUAGUGAUAAACAAUGUCGGCAGCACCACAUUCAUCGUCAAAAACAAGAACGA
This is a messenger RNA of Stylophora pistillata, 1832 nucleotides long. RefSeq lists its product as uncharacterized. Gene Ontology annotation, molecular function: calcium ion binding. NCBI's taxonomy places the organism in Eukaryota, Metazoa, Cnidaria, Anthozoa, Scleractinia, Pocilloporidae. The record is from RefSeq and is a predicted model, not a curated record.